AGCAACCCACAAGAGUCCUAAAGAAAAAUUACACAAAGUAAAGAACCUUUUAAGCCUCAAUUGCCAUGGCCUCAAUGCAGUGCUACAAACCCAGCAACGAAAUUUGUCAGCAAAAAUGCCAUGAAAACUCAUUGGGCCAAAAGGUGCCUGAGAUAGCAAGCCAUACUGAGAUUCAGGCCCAGUACAAAUCCCAGUCCAUAACCCCAGACCACACAAUGUCCAAAACCCAGACACAGUGCUACAGCCAAACCCAGACCAAGCAAGUGGACCAGGGCCUAGCCAAAGCCCAGAGUACUCAAUGCAUGAGCCAGACCCAUGCAACUAAUGGCAUGACAUGUGAAGGAAACACCAAGAAGAGAGGUGAGCCCAAGAAGAAAGAGAGGAGGAACCUUUUACAGAAGAUCAAAGAUGGCCUCUCUGGUCAUAGCAGCGACAGCAGCAGCAGCAGCAGCAGCGAGAGUGACAGCGACAAUGAUAACCGCAAAUGUGAAAAAAGGAAGAAUUAAAGGAUCAAUCGCUGAACAUCAACUGAAAUGAUAAUUAAGGAGAAAGAUCCCUUGUAACUCGCACAAUAAGAAAUAAAUAAGAAUGAGAAAAUAAAGAGCCCAAUUGAGUAGCCUACGAGUAUGGUGUCUCAUGUAAAAAUAAUGUAAUAUCUAUCCUUUAUCAAUAAAUAAAAUAAAAA
Messenger RNA from Quercus robur (English oak), 685 nucleotides. RefSeq lists its product as uncharacterized. Bases 66 to 506 code for a protein of 146 amino acids. Lineage: Eukaryota; Viridiplantae; Streptophyta; Magnoliopsida; Fagales; Fagaceae. The record is from RefSeq and is a predicted model, not a curated record. The transcript is spliced from 2 exons.